Molecule: messenger RNA, 1485 nt
Organism: Symbiodinium pilosum
Lineage: Eukaryota; Dinophyceae; Suessiales; Symbiodiniaceae
Source: the annotation of a GenBank genome assembly
GCCAAGCAGGUGACGAGGACGUGGACGAGAUUACUGUCCGCCUGCGUGACUGCAACAUUCGUGUUCGGCUGUCCCCUGAUGGCCGGGCAGCUUCAUCGCCUACAGCGCCCGCUUUCUCGAGCGCGUUCUUUUCUGUUGACUUCAGUGUUGUUACUAAAGACGUCAGUGCCAGAGUACCCCUUGCUGGGGCCGCGACCUUCGGCCUUGAGAUUCUGGACCUCCUUACGCCCGAGGAGCUGGACAAGGUGGACCUUAAGCAUCUCGAGUCCCAGGCCCGAAUUCUGGGCUCGCUUGGUGGAGGUUGGUCUUCACGCGCUCGCAUCGCUCGGGCCAUCCGAGCUGGAGUUGGGGCAAGGGAGGUGUUGGCCGGACAUCGGCUGCCACCUUCUUCGCCAUCAGUGCCUGCGAAGAACAGAUUCUACAUUGCCUUGAGGACAUCUUCCCGGCCCCAAGGCUUCUGGACUGAGAGCUCUCGCGUUUUCUUUCGGGAAGUUUCUGAGCCGGACGGCGUGGUUGGCCUUAUUCAAGUGCGGGCCGGGGGUUUUGCUAUCGUGGCCCCGGCCGAGGACGAGGUUUGGGAAGCUUUGGCUGGCAUCACUGGGGCCGAUGGGGAGCCCGCUGCUAUGACCACCGAAUGGACGUUGGAGAUGGAGACUUCUCGCCGCCGGCCGGUGGGAGGAGCAACUGUAUUCUUGUGCGACUUGCCUUGGUCUGCCGUAGGGCUCUUCAGGCGCACAGGCGGCGUCCGACUCUUGCAAGGAAGGAUCCUGAACUUCGAGUGCGAGGGCACCGCUUGCAGGCCUGUCCUCAUUUCUGUGGGUGCUGCGCUGGCAGCCUGGAUUGCCGAGACCGAGGAGGACAACCCCGUGCAAGAGUGCGUUACUGCAGAGGAGGUGCAGCCAGACCAAGACGGACUGGCGGAGGAGGCCGCUGCACCCGGCUCGCUGGAAGAGGAAGAGCUGAUCGGGCUUUCGACCACAGCCGACCCCCUGACAAGGAUUCUGGCAGGACAGACGUUGCUCCUGAAGCAGCUGAUGCCAAAGCAGCCCGACGCUCUGGCGGCCGCGCUCCAAGGGGGAGCCAGCGAACCUCGAGCGGCGGUGGCGUUCGGGGACACACUGCCCGCGAGAUGCCACCCAGGACUUCUUCGGGACUACUUGGAGAAGAGAGUGGGGAUCUCGGAGUUCCGCACCCUGGGUUACAUGGUGACCUUCUUCGCCCAUGGCUGGGCGGCAGCCCGAACUUCGAAGAAUGUGGAGAUGGAAGCCUUUUGCGGCCGCGGAGUCAUGGUGAUCGAGCAGAUGAUCCUGGACUCGGGCAGAGUCCAAGUGGGCUGGCUUCUGGGAGGGAUGCCGGAGCCCUUCUUCAACACUGCUGCGGGCCUGGACUUUCUGGAGUCGCGCGUCAAGGCUGCCAAGGACAACACGCGUCAGCAGACCACCAGCGAGGCGACCGAGACUCCGAACGAGCAGCCGAAGCCAAGUG